CAUGCCCUUAGUUGCGCAUGAGUAAUUAAGUCCUUCUUGACGACUCGGGAGUUUCCCGGAAUACUUUCCGUCGGGCCCGUUACCAGCGGUACCGUCAAUUAUAAGGAAACAGCUAAGACGUCUGUUCCUGAAACGCAGAAUUCAGUCAUCUUUAGACGAGGUAAGUUGCGAGUACUUUCAUAAGAGAAAGCCUCUAGGACCAUUCAGUGUUGUUUCAUCACGAGUUUUGAAGUGAAACCGUUAAUAGUUUGGCGUUUGAUGCCCUUUUAUGUAAGGAAAUGCUUCAAUAACAGACACAGGUCGAUACGGCAUGUUAAAGACAUUUCGCUUUCUUCGAAGUAGAAUUGCAUCGUUUGAUCUGAUCUCAUCUCCAGAGACUGAAACGACCUUCAGCCUUACGGUGUAAAACGCUGUAUAAAAAUCAUCAGCUUCAUUCAGUGUAGAAAUGCGUUUAAGCAAAUCACGAAGGUCAAACUUAAGAAUGGACUCGCACGAUUUCAGUUGUAAAAUUUUUAUGUCACAAAUAAGAUAAUAAAGUUUAAGAGUAUUUAUAUUUGCAGCAGGAAAGUUAGUAUUUUCACUAAAAUCCCGAUGUAUGUUUACGAUCCACUAAAGGCGGAAGUAAAGCGGAAGUUUCGGGGACUCAUUUGAUAAUUUCAGUUUCACUCAUGAAUGAAGGGUUCAGUUUCUAAAAAAAUUGCGGUAUUGAGCUGCAAAGAUUUGGUUCUGUCAACUGAGUUUAUAAGGUAGCUAUUAGUACUGACUAUCAUAGGGAGGUAAAGAAGCUGACUUUUCGGACGCAAGUCAAUUGCUGUGACGAAUAGCGAACAUGCUAAGAGCAAUAACAGUGAGCAGGGCAGAAAGAGGAAGACGGCGAAACGUUUGUGUCUGAAAAACAUGACAGGGCUAUUACUUGCAAUUUCUUUGAUGAUCUUCACUUAACCUUACUGUGCUCUGGUCUUCUACAAAACCAGAUCUGUUAAAAGCAGGGUGAAGUUUCGUGGAAGAGUUUUUUUAAACUUUGUCACGCUUGUCACACAAGUUUUGCGGUCUUCCCCCGCCCCCGUCCUUUUGCGUAAGUUCAUAACUAAGAAAAGGUUGUUUUACAUAUGUUAAGGUCUAUGGCACUUUACAGAUCUAAAACAUAACGCUAACUAUGUCAAACUCGGUAGCGCUGCAUGAUCCUGCAUUUUUGCUGGAAGGGUGUUUCGGCGCGAUGCUCUUCAAGGGCGAGGACGGUGAUACAUUGUCUCCAGAAUCGCUUAUAGCUUGUUACUUUGAAACAGCGGGUGGUGAGGAGGAUCUUUAUAUUGUUCUUAUGCGAAAAUAUUUCUAAUAUUUUUAAAGUAUGAAUGCGUUGCUGUCUCAAUUCUGAUAUUUAAAGCAUCAAUGCCGCGAUAAACUGUUCCCCUUUAAACUCAUCGGUUUUAGGAUCGUACGCACCAUGGCAGCUAUUCCAAUCUGCAUACCUAACAACUGUUCAUGGAAGGAGACUACCGGAACCUUCCAACGGGACAGGGAGCAACCUCGCACGAAGCUCCAGCUCGUAGACGAGGCACUACGAAAGCUAAGGGCCAUUCACGGGCCAGUAUGUGUGGUAUCAAUUGCAGGACCUUGCCGGAGGGGUAAAUCAUACAUUCUAAGCCAGGUGUUUGACCAAGGAGAUGUGUUUCCCUUGGGUCAUUCAUUUGAUCCCGAGACCAUGGGCAUUUGGAUGUGGGUUAUUCCUGAGAAGUACCGGGAUGAUUUCGGCCGUGAAUUCACAGUGGUGCUACUCGAUUCUGAGGGGAUUGAUGCUGUGAGUGCUGAAGGUAUCAAUGAUCACGCCAUUUUUACACUGAGCGUGCUUCUGAGCUCUGUAUUGAUCUACAAUUCUGUUGGUGUACCUACGAGAACAGAUUUGGAAGUUCUUGAGUAUCCUUGUAAUACCUCAAAAUCUACCAAUGAAUAAUUUAGGUUACAAGUCUAAUUUUGUAUUUGAUAUUCACUCAUGAUAAAGUAAGCAGGAUUAUGACGGUAAAAGCUCAUUUCGUCGUAUUCGAGAUGGUAGACAAAGCAAAACUAUCGCGAAGUCUCUUGCUAAUAGCGUCAAGAGAAGAAGAUUCAGCAACAGUAAACAUUUCUGUUUUUAUUCAACAGAGAAACAUUUCAUUUCACAAUGAUAUUUCCCAAAAGCCGUGAGAUUGAAAGUCUUGAAGUGAGGUAAUAGAAAAAUUAAAAAAUCGUGAGGCUCAUGGCAGAAUCGUAAGCUUGGACUACUUGGGGAGUCGAAGAGCAAUUGCUGAUCGCUUCAUCAUGUUUCUAUAUCGCCUGGACAAGUCAAAAAGCUUCAAAAUUUCAUAAACUUCUGUCUCAAAGUUGGUCAUAGUGCUAAUUGGAAACAUUCAAAGUUCACAUGAAGACUACUUGUAGUCCUAUCGAAGCUACAAACUACGAAAUUAAAGCUCUAGGCACAAUGCACGCUCAGCACUUCUUUAUCGAAAGGGACGUUUGGGAACGAUCGAUCUACGACAAUUGUCGUUUUGAUAUCGGGGAUUUUCGUGCGACCAAACGAAUCACGAAAGCCGUCUACAUCCGUGUGACACAUUUGCAUAUCGUAGUGCCCACAAUAACUCGUUCCUUAUUCACACUAGAGACGGAUUAUCCUUCCGGACUGGUUAUCCGUUAGAUAAUUCGCGUCAGACAGAUAAUACGUCUUAAUGUGAAAAUGGAACGGUCUUAAUUUUGGAUGGAGAAUCCGCCUGGCUUUAUCCAUCUGUUUUUCCGUCAAUUUUGACGGAUUUUGAAGACUGGAUUAUCCGUCUCUAGUGUGAAAACGGUCAUUCUCGCGUUUGUAUCACUUGCGGUCUCUUGAAGUAAGGAAAAGAAGAAAACAAAAACAACUACAUGAAAAUAAACAAAUAAACAGCAUUCAGAUGAAUGUUUUACCAGACAACGUUGUGUAAAGAGAACGUUAACUCGGUAUUUUGUCUCCAAAUUUAUCAAUAAAUCAGACAAAGAAGUCUAUUUUGGAGACUUUCGAGAGGUAAAUUACCAAGAAAAUAAAAUAUAGAAUAUAAUGAUCAAAUAAUUAGGCUUGGUAGAACCAACCUGAACCAAACUAUGGCUGGAAUGUUCGUGUUAAUUUGUUGAAAAAGGAAAGUACUGGUUUAAAUUGUAACAAUGUUUGAAAUCUCCUUGACACGCUAUAGCCAUAUAAUCAACAUUUGUCAGCGCAUCCAAGUCAUCGCAGGGCAAACAUUGGAUGAUGAGUCAUCAAGACAAGUGUUUCCAUCAUUUGUGUGGUUGCUGAGAGAUGUCGUGUUAAGUCUGCCCAAGGGUGUGGACAACCUAAGGGAAUAUUUCCUUGAAAAGGUAAAUACAUUAGGAACCAUAAAAAUGUACUGUACUAUAUUGAUAUCGCACGUUCAUAUUUCAGUUUCGUCGUUAGUAACGUUAAGGACAUGCACAGUUGUGAUUCGUGGAAAGGAAUUGAUAAACCAUAACAAUUAUCGUACUCUCGGCAAAUGGCCGACUUUUUGAAUGUCUUUUUUCCGUCUUUUGUUUCGUUGUUAUAAAUCCUGUUGUGAUUUCAAGACAUGCUGCGAAAAUAAACUACUCUACAUGCAGACUAGAGGCCGGGUCCCAGUUGCAGUUUCAUUUGAGCUGAGUUUAACAAACUUACUUUUUUCAAUUACGUUAACCCUGAAACUUGUUUACAAUAUUAAAAACCAAUGUGUUAUUUUUUUCCCUUAAAAUUUACUGCGUAUCUCCUCGACAGGUUUUUAAAGUCCGUGGUCGUCCAAGUGACAAAUCUCGAAAAGUGGUGGAUAACAUCCUCAAGUAUUUCCCAGACUUUGAUGCUUUUCCCCUUUCCCCACCAUCAGCAGAUGCUGAAGUCAUAAAAAAGUUAACUGAUGUGAGAGCACAGGGCGAGAUAAACUCGGCUUUUAAGGAGGGGGUUCAGAAUUUCAAGCAGAUGCUAUUGAAGAAGUUGGGUCCGAAAAAGAGAUAUGGUGGACCGGGACUUGUCACUGGCGAAGGUUAGUCAAAAGCUUGCUAUUUCAUCGGGGCAGCCUGAAAUCACAUGAUAAGAUCAUGCUUGGUUUUCGGUUUUGGGUACAGAUCUAAAGGCGUAGCCUUGGAUACUUUCCAGGUACCGCUAUGCGGAAAAUAAAGAACAAACAUCCUUCCCAAAACACCAUACGCACCGCUUAACAGCCUGAGAACGAAGCCAUAGGUAGGCAAAGUCUGGGCCAUGAUACAAGCCAAGUGGCCGGCCAAUCUGGCCAGAGGUUAUUCUAGUUCCCAUAGCAUGCAGCGUUGUGACGACUAAGAGCAUUGCUACUACUCCCUCUGGAUGAGUUACCCCCAGCAGCAUGUCGCCAGCACACCCUUUCUGAUACGCCCAGGUGGAGAGAGACACAAAGUGGAUCAGUGUUACUUGUGAGGAAACAACGUGACGGCAAGGCCUAAAACCGGACCCGGACCUCCGGAUCUGAAGUUCGUGGUGUUAACCACUCGUCUACUACGCCCCUCCGAGAAGGAGGCAGUACGGGCCACAAAAUGUCGCCUUCUGAAUGAAUAAUAUAAUCCCAGCUACUAAGCUUUCCUUUAACCGUUUGUUUAGUCCUUUCUACACGGUUAGCCUGAGUUGCCCGGGUAGAAAUUUGCCACAUUCAUGAGACCUUAAGAUGCACUGUUUCCGUGUACGGUAAAUUACCCUUUUUUGUAGCCAAAGAUACGGGUAGAUUGCCUGGUAUCCCGAAGAAACGGCGAUAGGCUAACGCGGGUAGAACGGUGAUGAAUGCUCACAUCUGGGAAAUCAUGGUUGCCUUUGUCUCUCAAAGAAUCGUUACUUGACGGUGUCUUCGAAUACUAGCAGAAUAAAACCAAUCAUAAGAAGGGACUUUUUCUCACAUAUCAAAAGCUUGCUUUACAGGGAUGUUGCAAACUAUUUUACUUACACUUAUGAUGUUUCUUCUCUUGGCUGUUUGUAGCCUUGGCAACUUUGUUCGAAGAGUACGUUCGCACGGUGAACUCCCCUGGAGCAGUACCUGUUGUCCAAAGUGCGUGGGAUACGUUUACGAAGACCAAGUGUAUCGAGACUCUCGAAAAUGCUAAAGCCGUUUACGAGUGAGUGAAUUAUACCUCAAACGUUUACGUAUAGUCACUGCUUCUUUAGGCGGUAUAAUAAUUGGACAGACUCGCCUUGUUCAGUCGUUCGUCUUUGUCGCGAGUAUCGCCUGCUUCACACCCCAUAGUUGUUUUAUGCGCCUGAUAUGCUGGCUUACAACACGAAUCGUCUUCACAAUUCAAUCAUACAGCUGCAAUAUCAAAGUGAAAAUAUUUAGGACACUAAAUUGAUUAAAGCCACCCUCCUUUUUGUGCCCUAGUAACUGCAGAGGCAUCAGUGAUGCACUAUAUAUAUCGUAGAAAAGCGUUGCCACUUGAUAUUCAGGCAGUCCGUUGUACAAUGUGAGAGGAAGGUAGUAAAGCCUCAUGUAAUGACACUGAUGGUGUGAUAUUGAGUUAGUAUCUGCAAGAAUACAGUCGAACAUCUACUCAUGGGGCCAACGCUCCACAACGGCCACCUUUUUUUGUCCCGGUGGACAGUCCAUACUUUGACUCUUGUUUAAACCUCUCUACAACGGCCACUUUCGUCUGUUCCCAAGGUGGCCGUUGUGGAGAUGAAUGACGCGUGACGCAGUAGAAAGCUCCCAGCAAAUGACAAGCAAACUCUUCCGUUGUUUUCUUGGUUUCAACUUUCAGUAGCGGAAUGUCGGAAUUCAUACAACGAACGGGCCUUCCUUGUGACGACAGAAAAAUUCGCCAACAUCACGAGGAUCAUUUGCUUGAAGCAUUGUCCUUCUUCGAAAGUUACACGGAGGACAUCGAUGUUACUGCAAGAUGGAUUUACAUAGAAGAAUUGGCGGUAUGCUUACACUUCUUGAGUCUUUCAUGUAGAUGAACAAACCUGUUUAUUACAUACUUAUUGCUAACCCAGUUAAUCAUAACUGUUACAAAAUUCUCUAACUUUAUUGGCUAUCAGUAGCUAAGCUUUAGCCCUGAUUUCGACAUCAAUAGGGCAAUGUAUGCGUCCCGGGGUGCGCGUCAUGUCUAAGCAAAUGGACAGCACUCUUGUUUGUCCAAGUCGGUCUGUAAUCAUACUUGUGAUGCCCUCCAGUCAGAUCUAUAAUCUUACUCGUGAUACUCGUUUUUUUCCCCUAAGAUUCGGAGGGGACAGAAGAUAAAUUAUUGUUGCAGAAAAUAUCUAGAAAUCUUAACUUUUCAUCGAUAAGAUUCCUCACUCAAUCCUAUUACCAUUAUUAACAGAAAUAGCGUUAGUGGAAAUGGUACUUCUGUAGCGCUAGUGACAAGUGGUAAAAUUACACCGGAGACAACGCGACUGUUCUUAGAAGAAUGCUCACAUGUAAGGUGACCACUAAACUACUCGGAGCUUCUCUGUCAAGCAAACCGCUUGGUGAAGAUUUCUGGUGGAGAAACAUAUACACGGCUGAUUUAAUUCUCUGUUUUUUUGUCUAGAACCACGCAGACCAAGCAGAGAGUGCAUUUUUACGACAGAACAACUCUAAAACGGAGGAGGAGUGCGACAAUUUGAUGAAAACUCUACGUUCUCUGUGGCUAGAGCCUGUAUUGAAGGAUCUCCAAGAUCGUGAUAACAAUGACUUCAUGAUGUUAGAGUCGCGUCUGAGAUCAGCGUAUAUCAAACUUGACAGUGACUUCAGGAAAGAGACGCCGGGACCAAAAUCUCUGUGCUCCAACUUGGCUUACUUGUAUGACCUGGUAGGUUUAGUACUGACUAGAAAUACGUUAUCGCAAAAACCGCGCGAAGCUGUAAAGGCUCAGCAGCGAGAGUAAGGGGAACCAAGCCAAAGGGAACUGAAAAUAUGAUAAAAAAGAAAAGUAAACGGAUAAAAAAUGUACAAAGAAAACGAAAAUAGUUACGUCGAGAUUCGCCAUGACUACCUCCAGUCCUGCGCGAGAAGUCAGCUUCCAGACCUCUGGGGCACGCUGCCACUGGACAAUUCACAUUGUAAUAUUAAUACAAUUAUUAAUUGAAGCAUACUUGUGAUGCUCUACUUAUCAUGAAUUCAUCAAAGAUAGAUUUGAGGAACAUUAGCUUAAACGAGUACAGUUUCAAAGCAACUUCGCAUUAUUUCCGUGUUUAUUCACUCUCGGGCUUAACGGCCGAUCGAUCAGUACGCGCUCGUCUUCUUCUUCGUUGCUCGCGCUGGAUUUCAAGUUGCCGUUCUCGCUGCAUUGGAGUUUCGAUGGUAAAUCUACCCUGGCGAGGAUUUCCAGCCUGAUAAAUUGGUCGCGAUUCGCCAAUCGAAACGUUGUUUGACAGACGAUGAAUAAAGACGUCAGCCCGUUUUGUUCACGAAUAAAACAUGAUAGUGCUCACAGCAUUUGCUAUCAUUCGCACUUAAAGUCGUGUUGUUUGGCAACCUUAAAAUGCACCUUGACGUCGGAUGUCAACUGCGGACACCCAAGAGAUAUAUAGAAAUAUUGCCAACUCGAGUUUCUGCCUUGCUGUUUUAAAUUCGCUAGGUGAAGGCGCCAGAAAUGAUCCAUUGUUGUCACUGCCCGGGUCAUAUGGCUGUGCGCAUACGUAAGGUACUGGCCAUAUUGCAAAAUUUGUAGUGUGUGCUCCCUUGCUGAAUUUGCUCUUGUUUACUAAUUUUGGACACACCGAUUUGUUCCUAUCUUCUUCCUGAUCCUAUCUUCAUACGCUUGCUGAGAACUGUGUCGUGGUUCCCACUCAAGAGUUACCGAUUUCUGCGGACACUGAAUGUUAUAAUUGUUAACGAAAGUGUAGGGCCAUCCCAGCAACCUUGCCCCACCAGGAUUUAAACGAAAGGAUCAUGUCCUUAACUAUUACCUUUAAAAUAGGCGGAGAAGAAGUAAACAGUGAAAACAAAAGAGUGCAAAGUCCAUUUGACUUGCAUUGGUGAAUUCAAGCGUUACACCUUCAAAACAACUGGCUUUCACCACCCCAGAACUGGCAGGCCGCCAUGGAUUACUGUUUCAUCCUUGUUAGGAUGCUAGAAUCAAAACAAUAAAAUUAUGAAUAGACACUGAUAUAGACCACAGACUAUAAACAAUGACUUUUUUAAAAUUGCGUCACGACUGCCAUUUUUCCAAUGUACGUCUGAAUUAAAAUCCCUUCUCAGACGUCUUCCUUUUCUACCCUCAGCAACACAGCGAGGAGAUGAAGGAACAUCUUAAUCAACUAAAUCAGAGAAGGGAAUAUUAUGAAGAGAUUGCUACAGAGAGGGCAAUAAAAGAAGCGGAGGCCGAGGAAGCGGAGAGGAUCAGAGUAAGUGUCAUUAUCGGUGUUCGGUAUUUCUUUUUUCAGAGAAUGUACAAAGAAGGCGAUACACGCAAGAGCGCGAAAAGUGACCUCUGGUGCGGGAGAAACGAAGAAAUUUUGUGCGCUCACAAUGCGCGCGUACAAUUUGCGCGCCAAGGAUCAGUGAACCGGAACUGGAAAAAGUUGUUUAACAAUGAAAGUGGCUCAGUGAUUUCAAUUACAGGCGAGUUAGCGCCAUCUAAUUCCUUCGACAACAUCAAUCAACCGAAUAUUACUUUUAUGAGAUUUCUCCGCAUUUUAUUCAUGAGAUAAAGACAAAAGGCUAUGACGUCAUUGACGUAAACGAAUUUAAUAAUGAUGAUGAUAAUAAUAAUAAUAAUAAUAAUAAUAAUAAUAAUAAUAAUGAAUUUCCUAGGUUAAUUCGGUGCGCCCUACACAAUUUUUUCUCUGCAAACUUUGCCUUGUGCUGAAGCUCAGAGUUCAACACUCUUGACGUAUUCUUCUUAGAAUUUUCUCUUAGUAAAUAUAGAGAAAGAAACUUUCCGCUUCCCGUUUUAUGCUUUCUUUAGAAGUUUGACUUGGUGAUUUACAUGUAGCAUUGCGAAUUUACAAAAUAAGACAAACAAAUGCAAUUUCAGAAGAGACAAAAGAUUAAUUCAACUUUAUGCCUACUGGUGUUUGAGUUGUCCUAAACGCCAAUUUGUUGCUCUAGGCUGUAAAAUCAAUUUCUUGUUGUAAAUAAGAAUAAAAAUCACAUAAUUUACUUCAGAGCACUUAACUAACAAGUAUCCUGAAUACGUGUUCAAAUUUCUUGUUAGAAUGACAACGCUCGCUUACAAGCUAGCAAAGAAGAUAUGGACCGCAUGGUAAGUACUAGCAAUCUUCCUCUGGCCCCUUCAUAAUGCUUCCGUCUGUUGUUGCUCAUCAUGCCGGACAGAUAGGGUUUGCGCGUUAAAUAAUUCAUAUAAAUAAAAUGAAUAUGAACACUACAUGACCCUGAAAUAUUGGCGGGAUCCUAUUGGUAUCUACCCUCUUGACCACCUUACUCUUAGGAAUUCUUGGUCGGGGUAUGUCGCCCGGUUCCUCAAUCCUGACCCUGACUCAGACCAUAAAAUGUCAUUGUCCAAACCCAUUUUCAGACUUACCCUCUACAAUUCAUACCCGUUUUCAGAUCUGGGUUCUGAAAGUGAUACUUGGUUUGGUAGCCCAUUACCUUGUCAUAGAAAAGUCAAAAUACGAACCCCUCGUUAACUGUAAAUGCCACAACCCCGGCCUUUGAACGAUUGAGGCACGUAUCUGGUUCUCAAGGAGGUAUAGUUAGUAAAAUGUCAUUUUUUUAGAUGGCUGAUUUGGAAGAAAAACAUGUGGAAGAAGAGAGAAGGCUGAAAGAACUUAUGGAAGAGAAAAUGCGAUUACAAAGAGAGGAAGCAGAGGCAGCGAUUGCUGCCGCGAGAGAGCGGUCUGCAGCUGAGAAACGACGACACCUGCGACAGCAAAGAGAUCUUCAAGCUCAGAUAGAUCAGGCUAAAGAAAGACAAGCGGAACAACAACGAGCCAUAAAUGAUCUACGACAAAAGUUGAGAAGAAUGUAACUACGUUCUUUCCUCCUCGUUUUUUGUAAGAUGGCCUCCUCUAAAGAACGUCGUAGCUGCGACCUGUCAAAACCUUUACAACACUAUGAACGGGUCUUUUAAAAGUCGAGACUAGAGGCAUCGAGCUAUAAACACGAAAUAACAAAAACACUUGAAGUGCUCUUCAAGAGCUCCAUGAUUAUUGUCGUGUGGGGCAGUGCCCACGGAAUUUCUUAUAUUUGAACCAGAUAAAGGGCGAUCCUUUUCUUAAAACGCCGCUUCUGGCAAAUAUUUCCUAAAUUUCUCAAAGAGGUCGCCGUAAAAAGUAACAACAUGUAGUUACCAUUCUAAAAAUGGCUUUCCUUUGAAAAGAGCGAAUGCAUAUAGCUCACCCCGAUCUUAAAAUCGCGCUUAUUUAAAAAUGACAUUGUUUUGACAAGUGUUAUUCAGUGUCAAGUGCUACUCCGCAAACACACUUGAUGAAAAGAUUCUGCAGGCCAAAAAAGGUAGUUCGGGGAUAACCCAGGGGAUUACCCGGAUGGAAGUAGAUCGUUCCUCUUCAAAUCGGCGAAAAAGUUUGCAGAUUAGAGAGACGUUGGUUAAUUCUGUUAUAAGAACGUUGAAAGCUAAAAACACAGAAGAUUUA
Molecule: messenger RNA, 10534 nt
Organism: Porites lobata
Lineage: Eukaryota; Metazoa; Cnidaria; Anthozoa; Scleractinia; Poritidae
Source: the annotation of a GenBank genome assembly